AUGUAUCUUCUUUUCAUUGUUUUUGUGAUUUUCCUAGUUAGUGUUCUGAAAUUCGUAUACUCAUUCAUAUGGGUCCCAUGGAAAAUUGAAAAUCACUUCCGAAAUCAAGGCAUUAGAGGCCCUGGCUACCGUCUGAUCUUCGGGAACACAGCUGAGACCAAACAGUUGUAUGCUAACGCUGUAUCAAAGCCAAUUUCGUUUGACCACCAUGAUGUCCUUCAUCGUGUGAUUCCUUUUUACUACAGGUGGUCUGUCAUGUACGGGAAAACUUUCCUGCACUGGUUCGGGUCAAAACCAAGGCUGGCGAUAUCCGACCCGAACAUGAUUAAGGAAGUUCUUGCCAACUCAGAUGGAUCUUUUGAAAAGUUGAGGCUGAACCCAGUGGCUAAGCUGCUCUUUGGGAAAGGACUUGUUGUGCUUAGUGGUCAAGAAUGGGCUAUCCAUAGAAGGAUUGCAAACCGGGCCUUUAACAUGGAACGGGUUAAGAGUUGGGUACCAGAAAUUGUGAAUAGUACUGCAAAUAUGCUCAAUAAGUGGGACAACAAUAGAGGAGGGAUGGACGAGUUUGAAAUGGAUAUGCACAAAGAGAUUCAUGAAUUGUCAGCAGAUAUCAUAUCAAGAACAGCUUUUGGAAGCAGCUAUGAAGAGGGAAAGCGCAUUUUCAGCUUACAAGAGCAGCAAAUACAUCUUUUCCUUCAGACAUUCACAAGUUUAUACAUUCCUGGGUUUAGGUUUUUGCCUACUAAGAUGAACAGAGAAAGGUGGAGACUAGAUAAGGAAACUCGUGACUCUAUAAGGAUGUUGAUUGAGACAAACAAAAAUGCAAGUGAAGAUUCUAGAAAUUUGCUUGGUCUAUUUUUGUCUUCUUAUAAGAAUCAAGAUGGUGAAGAAGAAAAAUUAGGAAUUGAGGAAAUCAUAGAUGAAUGCAAGACCUUUUACUUAGUGGGAAAGGAAACAACUGCAAACCUUAUAACUUGGGCAAUUCUACUUUUAGCAUUGCAUCAGGAAUGGCAAAGCAGGGCAAGGGAAGAAGUGGCUCACAUCUUCGAUGACAAUGGAUUUCUAGUUGCAGAAAAAUUAAAUGACCUUAAAAUUAUGAGUAUGAUAAUCAAUGAAACACUUCGAUUAUAUCCUUCGGUUGUGUUAUUGUUGAGGCAAACAAGUAAGAGGGUUAAACUAGGGAAUCUUGACAUUCCUAUUGACACGCAGCUUCAUUUGGCCUUGAUUGCUGCUCAUCAUGACACUCAGAUAUGGGGAAAAGAUGCUAAUGAGUUUAACCCAUUUAGAUUUUUGGAGCCUCGAAAGCAUUUAGCUUCUUUCUGUCCAUUUGGUUUGGGUCACAGAAUCUGUGUAGGCCAAAAUCUAGCUUUGUUUGAGGCCAAAAUUGUAUUAGCCAUGAUAAUUCAACGUUUCUCCUUUGUUGUAUCUCCAACCUACGUUCAUGCCCCAAUGUUGCUUUUAACCUUGCAGCCUCAAUUUGGUGCGCAAAUACUCCUAAGGAGGAGAAUUUCAAGUUGAACAUUUGUUUGAG
Messenger RNA from Quercus robur (English oak), 1531 nucleotides. Its product is annotated as cytochrome P450 734A1-like. Bases 1 to 1518 code for a protein of 505 amino acids. Gene Ontology annotation, molecular function: heme binding; oxidoreductase activity, acting on paired donors, with incorporation or reduction of molecular oxygen; monooxygenase activity. The record is from RefSeq and is a predicted model, not a curated record. NCBI's taxonomy places the organism in Eukaryota, Viridiplantae, Streptophyta, Magnoliopsida, Fagales, Fagaceae. The transcript is spliced from 4 exons.